Messenger RNA from Rubroshorea leprosula, 3290 nucleotides. NCBI's taxonomy places the organism in Eukaryota, Viridiplantae, Streptophyta, Magnoliopsida, Malvales, Dipterocarpaceae. The record is from the annotation of a GenBank genome assembly.
GCACCUCAAGAAGAGAAAAAUUCAUAUGGAAUUGCCCAGCCAUGUCCUGGAAUUAGAUCUCGAGCGACUUCUUCUGCCCGACCUUGUUCGAGCAAGAGCGGUAUGCAGUAUGCUCUUCUUGGUAAUCCUCUGCCGAAGCCAUCGUUUCUCGCUUUGCCAAAGCUCCAUGGCUCUUCUCUCAUUCCAAGGAAACUGACACUGGUUUUGUUGAUAUCAACCCGCUUCAUGAGCCUGGAAGAAACCCUUGUUUACCGAUUGAAGGAAUCAACAUCUAACGUGUUUUCCAGCUUCCCCUGCAUCGGAUCUUCACACGGGUGGUUGAUUAUUUUGGACUGCACCACUUUCAGUCCCUUCCUGUUAAACCCUUUCACCGAGGAGCAGAUCCACCUCCCACCGCUGGAUCCUGUCUUUGGCGAGAUCUUGCUUGUUUUGAGGUUUCUCCCUAACACGUGGAGGUUUGAGGGCCUUGAAGAUCCUGGCGACAUUAAAAGAACGAAGCUGUUUCAUGUGUACAAGUUGGAUGCGGAAAAGGAGGAACGGAUACAAGUAGAAUACCAGGGAGAUCGCACUGGGUUUGUUGGUGUAAAUCAUUCCAUCUCAAUAUCGACAAAAGGAUCUUCAGAUUGUAAAGGCAACUCGAUUUACUUCACUGGUAAUUAUUGGAUUGAUCGUGAUGACCGGCAUGGGAAUGAUACUGGAAUAUAUAAUUUGGGAGAUGAAGAUGGAAUUUUGGGCUCUGUUUCUAAAAUUGAGUCCAUGGGUGUCCUGCCUAACUGUUGGUAUGAAAGAACUUACUCCACUGCCAAGGAAACUUGGGAUGCUUUGCAGAAAAAAUAUGACUUUGAGGAGGCUAGUGCGAAGAUGUAUGCUGGUAGCCAAUGGCUACGCUUCCAAAUGGUGGAUGACAAGUCGGUGGUGUCACAAAUUCGAGAGUUGCAAAUGCUUGCUCAUGAGUUUCAAUUUGAAGGCAUACGAAUUGAUGACAACCUUGAAGUUGUAGCCAUUAUCGACAAGCUACCGCCUUCACGAAAGGAGUUCCAAAAGAUGAUGCAUCACAAGCAAAAGGAGAUCACCGUGGGAAAUCUAUUAACUCGUAUUCGAGUUGAAGAGGAGGCAAGAAAUCAAGAUGCUCGAACUACAAAUGGAGGCAACACAUCAAAGGUACACUUUGUUGCCACUAAUGAUAGCUUUCCCAAAAAUAAUAAUUUUAAAUAUAAUGCCCUAUUGAGAUCUAAGAAGAAAUUUGUGAAAAAGAAUUAUGGAAAUCAUUCUGCUAGGAGACCAAGUCAAAAUUUUAAGAACCAAGGACCUCCUUCAAAACAAAAUAGCUAUACAUGUUUUGUGUGUGGCAAGCUUGGGCAUACUGCUAGAGUUUGCAAAUUCUGGAAGCGUGGGCCUACUCCACAGGUCAAGGCAACCGAGGAGCCCUUUGUGGCAAUGUUAUCUGACAUAAACAUGCUUAAUGGCAGUGAGGGAUGGUGGAUUGCUUCUAGUGCCGCAAGGCAUGUUUGUAAAGACAAAUCUUGGUUCAAAACAUUUUCUGAAUAUGAUGUUGAAAAAGAAGUGAGACUUGGUGAUGGUCAUACAAUCAAGGUUCUUGGCCAAGGAGAUGUGGAAUUGAAUUUUCCCUCUGGAAAAACAUUGACUAUCAAAGAUGUGCUUUACACUCCUCAAAUGAGGAAAAAUUUAGUUUCUGGAUUUCUUCUUGGUAAGGCUGGCUUCAAAGAGGUUUAUGAAUCUGGGCAUUAUGUUUUGACUAAAAAUGGUAUAUUUGUUGGGAAAGGCUAUGCUUGUGAUGGCAUGUACAAGUUGAAUAUUGAUAUGACUAAAGUUCCUUCAACUGUAGCCGCCAUUCAUAACAUGCUCAUCCAUCAAAUGGAUGUUAAAACGGCAUUUUUAAAUGGAGACUUGCAUGAAGAAAUUUACAUAGAUCAACCUGAAGGUUUUGUUAUGCCUAGCCAAGAGGACAAGGUGAUUCUUUAUAUGUUUCAAGGUAGCAGUGGUGCUGUGAGUUGGAAAUCUAAGAAACAACAAAUAAUUGCAAAGUCAACUAUGGAGGCAGAGAUGAUAUCAUUAGCACUAGCUUCUGAAGAAGCUAGUUGGCUAAGAGAUUUGUUAUUUGAAAUUCCUCUAUGGGAAAAACCAGCACCUCCUAUACUCAUUCAUUAUGAUAGUACUGUAGCUAUUUACAAGGUGAAUAACCAUUUUUAUAACGGUAAAUCCAGAUCUAUUCGGAGGAAACAUAGUAUUGUGAGGUCCUACUUGGAUAAUGAGACAAUCCAAGUGGAUUAUAUACCAUCAAGUGAAAAUAUUGCUGAUCCAUUUACAAAAGCUUUGGCCAGAAAGAAGAUCUGGGUUACAUCGAGGGGAAUGGGAUUGAAACUCAAAGAAUUCCAAAUCCACCUUCCGUCGUUGAAUUCUCUCUUUGGUACCUCAAAACUUGGCUGCUGGAAAGGCCUAAAACAAAAUUUGGUUUUAAAAGCUAUUCUAACGUCGGAUCCCGUCGGUGAAUGGGGUAUUGUUUUCAUCUGCACAGCUUUUAGCAAGCUUGGAUUCUGUAAGAACGGCACGGAUUCGUGGAUGGAGCUCAACGGUGAUUAUGAAGACAUUAUCUGCUGCAGAAACCAACUCCAUGCAUUACACUAUUGUUGAUCUCCUUCCGUUGAUAUAUGGGAUUUAGGAACUUGUCCAACAAAAAGGAUUGCAACUACCGCUAAUGAAAAUAUACCCAAGGAAAUCACUGGACAAAGCAUAUUACUUUAGAAAAGGUCAGAUUAAUCCUUUGGGUUACCUGGUUGAAUCCGAAGAGGAGAAACUUUUGUCAUUGAGGAUGACUAUGACGACAUCGAUGGCGAUGACUAUGACAACAUAAACAGAACGCAGCUGUUUCAUGUGUAUAAGUUGGAUUCUGAAGAGAAAAACUGGGUAGCAGUAACAUCCCUUGGAGAUCGUGCGGUUUUUGUUGGUGUAAAUCAUUCCAUCUCAACAUCGAUUGAGACUCUUUGGAAUUGUUAGGGGAACUCAAUUUACUUGCAUGGCAAUUAUUGGCUUCAUGAGAAUUGGUACGGGCAUGAUACCGGAAUGUACAGGUUGGGAGAUGAAGAUGGAAUUGUGAGCUCGAUUUCUAAAUUCCAGUCCAUGUAUGUCCGGCCAACAUGUUGGGUUGUCCAAGCUGCAUACACACUGCAUGAGGAAUUACUUUCAAUCUUCAAAUUGUUUGUCAUCACCACUGGUUGAAGUGUUCUUUUCCCCCUUUUUUUUUCUCUUUUAAAGAAAUUAACCUAGUCAAU